Molecule: messenger RNA, 5495 nt
Organism: Corythoichthys intestinalis (scribbled pipefish)
Lineage: Eukaryota; Metazoa; Chordata; Actinopteri; Syngnathiformes; Syngnathidae
Gene: epn3b
Product: epsin 3b
Exons: 11
Coding region: 332-2149 (605 amino acids)
Biological process (GO): endocytosis
Cellular component (GO): endosome; clathrin vesicle coat; plasma membrane
Molecular function (GO): phospholipid binding; clathrin binding
Source: RefSeq, a predicted model, not a curated record
CAAUGGGGUAAACGACCAGUCAGUUAGAAUAGAAACGCAGUGAACUUUUGUCUUAUUUGCCGUCUUUUUUCCGUCGGAAUGGCUAAAAGUUGCUGUGUUGUGGGUUGUCACACAAGGAAGAGUUCGGAGCUGCAUUUGAAGUUCUUUAUCUUCCACGUGAGCGCAAUUAAUCGAGGAACAGUAAAAGAAGACUGUUCCGUGGACUAUUUUCGCCUGUGGGAACCUAAAUCCAAGCACAUUUACGUUUGCAGCCGACAUUUUAUUACUGCUUCACCUGUUGAAGGCCUGCUCUUCACUUACUAUCACUCUGACUCCUCCAUCACCCGUCAACAUGACAACCUCAGCCCUGCGUAGGCAGGUGAAGAACAUAGUGCACAACUAUUCCGAAGCAGAGAUUAAGGUUCGCGAGGCCACGUCAAAUGAUCCAUGGGGGCCGUCAUCAUCUCUAAUGUCAGAAAUUGCCGAUCUGACCUUCAAUGUGGUGGCUUUUGCUGAAGUCAUGGGCAUGGUGUGGAAGCGUCUCAAUGACAGUGGCAAGAACUGGAGGCAUGUCUACAAGUCCCUGACACUAUUGGACUACCUGCUAAAGACAGGAUCGGAGAGAGUGGCUCAACAGUGUCGAGAAAACGCCUUCAAUAUUCAGACGCUUCGUGAUUUUCAAUAUGUUGACCGUGAUGGUAGAGAUCAAGGGGCCAAUGUCCGAGAAAAAGCGCGCCAACUAGUGUGUCUUCUCCGGGAUGAAGACCGUCUUCGCCAAGAAAGAAGUCAAGCUUUGAAGACCAAGGAGCGAAUGGCAGGGGGGAGUGGUGGAGGUGGAAGUAGUGGGGGCAUGUAUGGAGGAAUACCUCCAUCCUAUCACCCAGGAAGGCGAACAAGCCAGCCCAGCAUGGCUGUACUUUAUGGGGAGGACUUAACCCGCUCCAGAGGUUCCCCAUCCUCCUUUAACUCAGCCUCAUCUUCAUCUCCUCGGGGUGCCUCAGACCUGGAACAGGCUCGACCUCAAACCACCGGGGAAGAAGAGCUUCAACUCCAGCUGGCUUUAGCCAUGAGUAGAGAGGCGAAUCAGAAGGAGCAGCGCUGUCGCCAAGGAGACGAGUCGCUCCUAAAAAAGGUCCUGAAUGAGAGCAGGAGAGCCAGCCAGUCAGGGCCACCGGAGUCAACCAUGGACCUAGUAGACUUAUUUGGCACAACCUCUGAGAGGCCACCUCCACUUGAAGACCCUUGGGACUAUGCUCCAGCUUCAGUUAAUGCUACUUCUGACCCAUGGAAUUCUGUAGCCCCAUGCUCGGAUGCUCCUAAUCCUUGGGCUCCCUGUGCCAAUUCACGCAGAGAGUUGUGGGAGGCGGCGCCUGCUUACAGCCCUGCAGUCAAUCACAAUUGGGACAGAACCUCUGAGCGCGAUGGAGCAUAUCAAGUCAGUGCGCAUGGAGAGGAGAGGCUUCAGCAGGAAGUUCAUCAGCUGUGUUCUCCUCAGCCAGCUAGUCCUACAGAUUCUGAGCUUCGUAUGUCAGCAGACAUGUUCUCUGGAGCAGAUUUCACCAUAGACCCAUUCAGGAAUGAAGCACCGGUCAGACCACAAGUAAAUGGACGGGACUCUGCCAGUCCGGAAAUGUUUGAUCUAUCGCGCCUCGCACCCGCUUUAAACACUGUGACACGUUCGUGUCGGACCCCGGAGGCCUUCCUCGGACCUACGGGUGCCUCAUUGGUCAAUUUGGAUGCACUGAUAACUCCAAACCCAGCAAGCAAGUUGCAGAGCAACCCCUUCCUCUCAGGUAUAAGAGUCUAUAGAACCUACAAGAAUAGAAAACACAAUGGAAAUUGCAUUCUAACCAGCAAAUUGCCACCCAUAGGUCUGAAUGCUCCAUCUCCCACCAAUCCCUUCCACUGUGACCAGCCUCGCCUUACCCUCAACCAAAUGCGUCCAUCAUCUACAUCUCCACUCCCUCCGCACAUGCUCCCCUACAGUCCGUCACUUCCACUCCCUCUCACCCACAGGGGGGCAGCCCUUCCCUCCUCACACACCCAACCAGCCUCCAGAAUUACGGACAUUCCCUCAGACCUCCCCCAACCUCUGGUCCCGCUCUCUCCUCGGCCGAUUACUCGCAUUCAACCCCAAGCACAGACACAAAACCACAACCCAUUUCUCUGAGAUUAUAUUUGCUUUUUCUAUUUGCACACUCCUGACAACAACAUGAGCCUGAAACAGAGUGAAGAUCUUGAUUAAUGUUUUUGUGCACACAUGAAAUGACUCAAACUUGGACUGGAUGUAUUUGUGUCUGCCAAAAGACACAUCAGCUGCUAUUCUGUAUGUCACCGCACCUGAACUCUUGAAGAAAUGCAUUCACACGGAUCCGUAACAGUAUUAAUGUCGCCGAGAAGUUAAAACUUGCGAAUGCAGCCCUGCAAUAAAUACCCUCAUGAGGAUCAUCUCAUCAUCUAAGAUGUACUGUCUGUCACUGACUCAAAUUCACAUGAGCGGAUUGACGAUUACAGGCAAAUCAAGAGCACUGCUAAUUAAAGACUUAUCAGAAUCCUGAUGAAGGGAAAAUUUAUUGCUCGAGCGCUAUGUUGAACAAUACCAAAUGAACAGAAGUUAACACUGCAUUAUGUACAGUUAUGUAUGUAUUGUAACAGAGAGCACAUUUUUCAGCAAGCAUGUGUGAGUGUUCACAUCUAUACAUAAAGGGUGUAACGGUACAUGUAUUUGUGUUGAACCGUUUCGGUAUGUGGUGCACGGUUCGGAACGGAGGGGUACCGAACGAGUUUCUGACGUAAUAUAACCCUUACUUUUCGAGGGUGUGAGUCGAUCGGGUUACAGUUUCUUUGUGUAGAUUAUAUUUACUCCGUCUUCUCUACUACAAUGAGGACCAACACUGUAGGACAGUAUUAGGCUCGAGCGUAUGACGUGGCACUCGCGAUGUUUCCGCCCCUAUCGCCAUGUUGGAAGCAGGAAGUUCGGUGUCAGAACUCGGGAAACAUAAACAGUGAGGCAUUUCGACAUAGGUCGCUCUUUAAAAAUGGUUGGAAAUUAUUGUUCGGUAAAGAAUUGCAACAACCAAUCGAAUAGAAAGGAGAAUGUACAGCUCGACAGAACCCGACUGAGUUUCUUCUGGAUCCCUACGUGGAGAAAAGGCGAGGAAAACGUCAUAUCUGAACUUAACACGUUGAAGAAUGGCAUGGGAACAUUGAGCACUGUUUUCCAAAACACAGCAUUGAUUUGUCACUUAACGAUCACAGCUUAGCACAGCACAAAUUCAGAUGUUCAUGACAAUGAAAAUGUAAACACACAUUGCCUACCUUUGCAAGAACAUGGUGUUGCCGUUUGCUACGGUCAUAAUGUGCAGGUCCUGCACCCAUCCGCAGCAAAACUGUUCGUAGCUUUGUAGCGAUUUGUGGUUUCGGAAUUGCUGAUGAGUGUAGUAACUUACACUAAAUACAGCAUGAUGUCCAUUUCGCGUAGUGGUGGAAGCUUGUCGACAUCUUUAUUCCAUUUGUGUUCGGCUUGCUCGUAAGGGUCAACAUUGUUCACAUCCUUAAGUUUGCUCACAUAUCUGUCCUUCGCUGUGGUAACAAGUUUGUCUCUGUAUCGAACUGGCAAAUUUUCCUAAUUUUUUUCCAUCUUUGGCACUCUUAGUUGAAUUGUAUUUGCCGUUUUAAGUGUAAAUGUCCCGUGAUACAGACGUGCUUCCAAUAUGGCUGUUGUCGCAAAUCUCGCAUGAUCCCGUGAUGCUGUGACGUGAAAGCUCGAGCCUAAUAUAACCCAGAAACGUCAAAGGCACGACAACGUGGCCGCCAAUGUACACCAGUCGCAGUGCGGCCGCGUGUUCGACUCGUCCCAGAAGCGGCUCACGACGUACGUGAAAAGAAUGGCAGAGUUUAUUAUUUGACGCGAGACGCGACGCUCCUGCGUCAAUACUACUACUGGUAGCUAGGAUCGGGCAGACCGGAAGUCACUCGUGUAAAAAUAUGGUGGAUCCGGUCGAUUUUCAAAGUAAUAUGCAAUCGUAACCCACUUUUUGAGUCCAUCAGAUCUCUUGAGUGGUAGAUCGGGGGACAGUUGACUUGUCUUUAUUGAUUUACUGCUGUCUUCUCUGCUAUAAUAAUAACCAACACGGCCCCGUGUUCAGUACAAAACCCUCCUACCACAACAAAACAAGUAGGAACUAAUAUUCACAUAGGAACUAAACUAAAUUGAAAUGAGCUAAAACACCUGUAUUUUACAGUAAAUAAUAAGAAUAAUACACAGAUCCUGCUUACACAAUUUACCAAUUUCUGUGUGGCGCUUUAACUUGAAAAAAUCGACCAAUAAAGCUUUUGAAAACCAUUCAUCAGAACAAAAAAAUGAUUCAUUGAGGCAUUUCAUUUGUAAAAUACAUGUUAAAAUCUUUGUCAUUGGGAUUGCUUUUCUCAUUAGCACAGGACUUCUUUUUUGUUCUUUCUUUCAGAAAGAAAGCUGACCAAUACGCGGGGUCUGAAAGGCAAAUUGUUGUUGGAUUAUCUUAAAAUACCCGCUACUUUUUGAGCAGAAUUCUAGCUUUGUCUAGGCUAAUGUUUCUAUUGUUGAAAGCACAAAGGUGUGUAAUAAACAAUUAGCACAUUUAUAUUUUGCAUUUUGUUUUCUUACUAUACCGAAAAUGAACCGAACGGUGACCUCAAAACCGAGGUAUGUACCGAACCGAGAUUUUUGUGUACCGUUACACCCCUACUAUACGUACCGUACAUACAUGAUCUAUGACACCAUUUUCUCGAUUGUUUAUUUUGAUGAAGUUGGGACUAAGUUAGUUGGACUUAGUUCUAUAUUUGCUGCUUCACCGACAAAAGAAUGCACCCCCAACUACUCCGAGGAGACACCACUUGCUGAAACGCAUUUUUCACAUGUUAUGUCGUGAACUUAAUUGAACCAUGUGCAACACCUGAUUCCAACGCCUUCCCAGACAAAAAGCUCUGAUUUCCCCAAAAGAUCACAAAUUCUGUAUGUUGUCAAUGGUGCACUUAACAUUGAGCCUCUUAAAUUUGAGGUAUUCUGCUUAAAAUGUUAUUCAAAGUGACAUAGAUAAACAAUCAUGGAACUUAAAAGGUUUUGGACAAAAUGUAUACACCUCAAUAAAAUUUAACAGAAAAUGUAAUGUAUUGCUGUAGUCAAGUGGUGUUACCAGGAUACCAGGUGUGGGUGGGCAUUAGUCUUACCCACAAAUCUACAAAGCUCAAGUAGGUAGAAGUCCAGAGUAGGGCUACUUGCCUCAAAACAGCGUAGGGCUAACUGCCUUAAAACAUCUCCUUGAGAUAACUGUUGUUGUGAAUUGGUCUAAAGAAAUUAAAUUUGAUUUGAUUUUAUUUGACUUAGAACACAUCCAUAAUUGAACAGUAUGGACAUGCAGGUGACAAUGUUUUUUUAGGUAAUCUUUUGUUGUUCCUCGGUUUUAUCAUUAUUAUUAUUAUAGUUAUUCUUUGUAUCACAGCCCCUUUUAGCUCAAUUUGACCCCUUAGAAUGCUUC